AUCACACCUCAGACCCCACCUCCAUUUGCUUCGCCCUGGAGCUUCCUUCCUACAAUCCGUGAAGUGUACACAAACCCCCAUGAACCCCAUGAGAAGAUAGUCUGUGACCUCGAUUGCGCGACUUCCACGAGCGAGAGCGCUCUCAAUUCUCCUGUCUUGUGCUCUUGCCAUCCAGGAUCUGCCCAUCAUGACGCAAACACCGAUGUUAUCAGUGCCUCUUAAGGCCACCAGCGAGAUUGACUGGAUCACACCCCUCAAGAAAUACAUCCGAGACACAUAUGGAGAUGACCCUGAACGUUACGCCGAAGAAUGCGCUACUCUCAACCGGCUACGACAGGACAUGAGGGGUGCUGGGAAAGACAGUACUGCCGGGAGGGAUCUGUUGUACAGGUACUACGGCCAACUGGAGCUGCUAGACCUGCGCUUCCCCGUCGAUGAGCACCAUAUCAAGAUCUCCUUUACAUGGUUUGACGCCUUUACUCAUAAGUCAACCUCACAAUACUCGUUAGCGUUUGAAAAGGCCUCCAUCAUAUUCAACAUCUCCGCCGUCUUGUCUUGCCAUGCCGCCGUACAAGCCCGCUCCGAAGAGGCUGGCCUCAAGAUGGCAUAUCACUCCUUCCAAGCUUCUGCUGGCAUGUUCACCUACAUAAACGAGAAUUUCCUGCAUGCGCCCUCUUCAGACCUGAGCAGGGAUACUGUCAAGACUUUGAUAGCGAUCAUGUUGGCACAGGCUCAGGAGGUUUUUUUGGAGAAGCAAGUUGCGGACCAAAAGAAAGUGGGCAUGCUAGCAAAGCUGUCAAGCCAAGCUGCUUAUUUAUACCGAGAAGCGCUCGAAGGUGUUCAAGAUAACGUGAAUAACGCUAUUUUUGAAAAAAUCUGGCUUCUUUUCACCCAGAUCAAAGCCAGCCUGAUGAGCGCCAACGCACAGUAUUAUCAGGCUUUAGCAGACGAAGACGCGAACUCAUACGGCGUUGCUGUUGCGAGAUUAACGGCAGCUGAAGUACAAGCGAAAGAGGCCAACAAGUUGGCUAGCAGUUUUCCCAGCACACCAUCACCCACUUCUAAUCUCAGCUCAGAUACGGGACCGAUACUUGCUGAUAUUACGAAACGAAACUUGACAACGAUACAAGAAAAGUUGAAAUCCCUAAUAAAGGAUAACGACUAUAUCUAUCAUCAACCAGUGCCCACGGAGGCGAGCUUGGUCGUGGUACCAAAGUUACCAGCCGCAAAACCAAUACCUGUGAAUGAAUUGUAUGCUGGCCAAGACAUACAGCGAAUUACGGGCCCAGAUCUAUUUGCCAAAAUUGUUCCUUUGGCUGUAACUGAAUCCGCAAGCUUGUAUGAUGAGGAGAAGGCAAAACUUGUACGCGCGGAGACCGAGAGAGUAGAUUCAGCCAAUAGCGAAAUGGCAGCAAGCUUAGACUAUCUCAGGCUGCCCGGUGCUUUGCAAGUGCUGAAAGGCGGAAUCGACCAAGAUAUACUGCCUGACGAAGACUUUAGGACUUGGUGUGACGACGUUGCAGGACAUGAGAACCCAAUAUCGAUAUUCGACACUUUGGGCAUAGACAAGGAGGCGAUCAUGACAGUCUUGGACCGGUGCUCCAAACAGUUGGACAUGGAGGAGAGUGUUUGUGAGAAGAUGAGAUCAAAAUAUGAAGGGGAAUGGACACAACAACCUAGCUCACGGCUCACAGCAACUUUGAGAGGGAAUAUACGGAAUUAUAAGGAGGCAUUAGACGAAGCCGCGAGGAGUGACGGCCAACUAUACGCGAAAUUCAGACAGAAUGAAACUGACAUUGAGCAGAUGCGACAAGCGGCCCAGCUCGGUGAGGUUGAUGCCCUUUUCCAAAACGCAGUCCGCAAAAUUAGAGUCAAAUCAAGUAACGCCAACAGCCCGGCUACUGAGCAGCCCAAUCUACUGGAUGCCGACUUCGAUGAUAGUAGUUUAAGUGUUGCGCAACAAAUCAGUCGAGUAGAGGAUAUCCUCAAAAAGCUGAAUCUUGUUAAGAGAGAACGUAACCAAGUGCUGAAAGAUCUCAAAGAAAAGGUUCAUAAUGACGAUAUUUCUCAAAUAUUGAUUUUGAAUAAAAAAGCGAUAUCGACUUAUGAAAGCGAGUUGUUCCAAUCCGAGCUAGAGAAGUUUCGGCCACACCAAAAUCGUCUUUUGCAAGCGAAUCACAAGCAAUCCGCGCUGAUGAAAGAGUUGACCGCAUCGUUUAACAGCCUUCUCCAGGAUAAGCGUGUGCGUGCAGAGCAAAGCAAAUAUGAGUCUAUCCAGAGGCAAAGAAACUCUGUAGUCAAUAGAUAUAAAAGGGCAUACCAAGAGUUUCUAGAACUUGAGUCCGGCUUACAAAGCGCGAAGAAUUGGUACCGCGAGAUGAAGGAAACUGUGGAGAGCCUCGAGAAGAACGUUGAGACAUUCGUUAAUAACAGGAGAUCGGAAGGAGCCCAGUUACUCAACCAAAUAGAGCAGGAAAAGGCCGCGAACAAAAGUUCACAAGCUGAGGUAGAGCGUGAAAGACUACGAGGACUGAUGGAGCGUAUGUCCGUCGACCCUAGUCACUCCUCCCCGUCGCCCAACCCGGCAUCAUCACGUCCAACACCCACGCCGCUCUCCUUCAACAGUACUCCCCGGUACCCCCAGACCAACUUUGCCGGCCACUACCAGGUUCCAAGCUCGCCUCCUCCAAAUCAAGCCAACUACCCCAGCUUCUCUAAUCCGCCACCGAACAGCACUUUUAUAUCCGGGUCCCAACAAUCCUACACUCCAAACCCGCAACAAAGUAAUCAACAAUAUGGACAAGCUACCUACAAUCCUAGUAACUGGGGACGUAAUCCUGGGCCGGUAUCCCCUCCCGCAACGCAAACCAGCUUUGGACUCAGCGGUUCCAGUAGAGGACCAGCUUCGCCACCACCGAAUCAGACAUCAUUCGCCUCCAACCAAUAUAGCACCUACGGAAAUCCCCAAGGACAGCAGCCUCAGCAGUUCGUCCCCCAUGGUUUUGUGCCGCCUCCACCUCCACCUGGCCCACCUCCCUUAGGACCACAACAGACUAUCCACUACCCUCAACACCAACAAGAGUAUCAGUAUGGCGGGCCACAAAGUACCGGCGCAAAUAAUGCGGCUCCCAGACUCGCCCAGCAGCAGCAACAACAACAACAGCAGCAGCAGCAGCAAGCACACGAUCCAUGGGCUGGCCUUAAUGCGUGGAGAUAAGGGCAAGGUUUCUUCUUCCCAGAAGCGAGGACAUGGUAAGGGUCGGCAGGGAAGAGUUAAAGUUAAAAGUAUGAGGAUUAUCUUAGACAGGACGUCAAAAGGAGCAUCUACUAUCUGAUCCAAGCUAUGGUCUUGAUAAAGAUUUUGGCGUCGUUUGAUUUUUGAGGCGAUCGAUGAAGAGGUAUUAAACCGCUGUUACAAUUAAAGUUAUCAAACUCUCGGGGCGUAGGGCUCCGUCCGUCUUAUAUAACUAAAGCUUCUACCCCUCACAUCAUUGGCAAAAGAGCUCAGGUGCUUGUAAAUAUGGCGUGCACUUGUAUGCUAGUGGUUGUAGCUUAGUCUUGGGCAAAUAUGAUUUGUCUCGCGCUCCAGAGGAGAACAGCUCAAACAAUAUGAUCAUCUUGAUCUCAUGUUAUUUGGCCCUUGAUACA
Xylaria bambusicola is the source of this 3648-nucleotide messenger RNA. RefSeq names its product BRO1-like domain-containing protein. NCBI's taxonomy places the organism in Eukaryota, Fungi, Ascomycota, Sordariomycetes, Xylariales, Xylariaceae. Gene Ontology annotation, biological process: protein transport to vacuole involved in ubiquitin-dependent protein catabolic process via the multivesicular body sorting pathway. Gene Ontology annotation, molecular function: protein binding. The transcript is spliced from 4 exons. Gene Ontology annotation, cellular component: endosome. Bases 188 to 3217 code for a protein of 1009 amino acids. The record is from RefSeq and is a predicted model, not a curated record.